AAUAUCAGAUGUUGUGGUGAAAUUAAAGGUGAUGAAUUUCGAAAUACCGGAAAUUUCAUCCUCAACUCCUUACUGAGCAACAAGGCUUCUGAAUUUUCAAUUCAAACAUACAAAAAAUUCUUGAACACUGGCAAUAUGUUUUUUGGCGGUUCUUUGGCUAGGGAUGGAACAAAACCUUUCAUUAUUGAUUUCAAAAACGAAUGGCAUAACACCGGCAUGAUAGUUUUUCGAAGAAAUUACGGAAAAGUUCCAUUGUAUAUCAACGGUUUCACGGACGGUACACCAGUCAUCAAAAAUUCCGGAUCCAUUUGUUUGUACAGCACCACUUGGGAUGUACAGACAACAAUUGAGGGAAAUGGUUGCAUUAGUGUGGGCUAUGACUCUAUUCUACAUGUGGAACUAAGACAGAACCGGGUCCGUGCUCCUAGUGGGCAAGUAAUCUACUUGGAGUCUUUCAACUCGUACUUGAGAAUUUCUGGGUUGAGAUUAGAAUUACACUAUGAACCUGAAUUUAAAGUUGCUGGAUUCGGACAGAACAAUGUUAUCGAGUUCGACAUUGAUAUUAAUCAUAUCAGUCUGCUCAAUUACCAUGCAGACUCAGGAACAAUAUUCGUUGCUAGUGACAGAUAUCUGGAUGUAUCUUUUGUCAUUGGCAAAGGCUACGAUGGAUUUGCUAUCAAAGUGACACUGAGCCCCAAUGGCAGCAAGUUGACCUAUGACAGACCUGUUCCAGACGUCAGUCGCCCAAGUGAGUGCAGGUGUCAAAGCCAUUUUCCGUCUGUGUUCUACUAACCAAAAAUCAAGCACUCAUGGUUGUUGGACUAUAGAUACCGAUUGCAUCUCGUAUCGGCUUUGUCAAUC
Molecule: messenger RNA, 861 nt
Organism: Metschnikowia bicuspidata var. bicuspidata NRRL YB-4993
Lineage: Eukaryota; Fungi; Ascomycota; Pichiomycetes; Serinales; Metschnikowiaceae
Exons: 1
Coding region: 136-792 (218 amino acids)
Source: RefSeq, a predicted model, not a curated record